Messenger RNA from Lactuca saligna, 549 nucleotides. Lineage: Eukaryota; Viridiplantae; Streptophyta; Magnoliopsida; Asterales; Asteraceae. The record is from the annotation of a GenBank genome assembly.
AUGCCACUGCCUUUUCCAGAUAUUUGUGCUCGUCUUUUUGAUGGAAAUAGUGCCACCGGUAAUUUUAGGAGUUACUCAACCCAAUCAUCUUCAGUAGCUGGAGCAUCCUCUUGUCGUCUUCCACCACUUCAGAUUACCGCCACCCCUUUUCUUGCAUUAGAUGAUAAUGGUGAUGACACUUCUCAUCAUGCUAGUGAGACUUUUCAUGAGGCUAAACCCUCAACUCCUAAAGCUCCUAGUACCUCACCGUCUGCUUCUUCACCGGAUGGAACUUCUGUUACUGCUGACGAUUUAGCAUUUGAAAUGAAAAAAGCUCUACAAAGUUUGACUAAAGGGUAUACAAUUCCUCAAUGUUUAGAGAAAUUAGAGGUGCUACAGUUAGGCCCUACAGAGCCUUUACGCUUUGUUGCAUAUCAUAUUUUUGGUGGGACUAUGAACAUGAGAGAGAUGUGGAUGCAUUUUCCCGAUGUUCCCGAGAUAUUACGAGGAUGGCUUGAGAUGACGGGUACAAGUUUAGGAGUUUUGAAGGACGGAAAGAUUGUCCGAUGA